CUGGCACACAAAACACAUACUCAGGCAAUGGAGUUCAGAGGAGGUUCUGUCCUGGGCACCAUCCAGGAGGCUCACAGUGCACAGGACACACUAUCCGGCUACACACACGUCCACAACACCCCAGUGACACCUAAGCCUGUGUUUACCAUCAGUCACUCAGCUGCUGGGUGGGAAGAUGACGGGGGAAGCAGAAAACCUUCCCGGGAGGAGGUACAACAUGAUAAACCUAAUCUAAGAGAAGUCACUGAGUGUUGGGGAGCGCGCCACACCUUGACGAUGAUGCUGUCACUAUGCCUGGCGUUACAAUUUUCUAUGCGAGUGAACUUGUCCAUAGCCAUCGUAGCGAUGGUGGGAACGACCUCCUACAACGACACUCUCGACACCUGCCCCUCGUCAAACGACACAGAUAACGGCUCCAGUGACGACGACGACGAUGACCUGCAAGGAAAGUUCAGCUGGGAUGAACAAACUCAGGGGCUGGUGUUGGGAGCCUUCUACUGGGGUUACGCCACUACUAACUUUGUGGGCGGACGGGUGGCGGAGCACAUGGGGGGCCGCCUGGUGUUGGGCCUCAGCACCGGGCUCUCCUCCCUGGCCACCGUCAUUAGCCCCCUCUGUGCCUACGUCUGUAAGGAGCUCUUCAUCUUUGUCAGGAUUUUAGAAGGUGCUUGUCAGGGCGCCAGCUUCCCUGUCGUCGGUCUCCUCCUGGCUACCUGGAUACCCCCUGAAGAGAGAGCCAAACUCGCCUCCAUUGUAUACUCAGGGUCGGAGGCGGGAACGAUGGUGACGCUGGCGAUGAGUGGUUGGCUGUGUGGGUGUGGGAGUGGGUGGCCCUCCGCCUUCUACGUGUUCGGUGUUCUGGGAUUGGUGUGGUGUAUUACCUGGUUCCUGCUGGUGCACGACUCACCUCACACACACCCAAGGAUCACCCCAGCCGAACUCACGUAUAUCCAGUCAAGUCUAAGCUCAGUCACAACAACUAGGAUAAAGAACAUCCCAUGGAAGGCCAUUUGGACAUCAGGACCAAUGUGGGCUGGGAUGAUGUUUGCAGUUGGCUCCAGCUUCGGGUUCUUCAUCGUACUGACGGAGCUGCCGACUUACCUUAGCAACAUGCAGCAUUUCGAUUUAAACAACAACGGUAUCAUGUCUGGGUUACCAUAUCUGGUGUCGUGGAUCUUUGCCAUGACGUGGGGCUCCCUUAUGGACACCCUGACGGAGAGACGAGUGUUGUCUGUGACCACUGUGAGGAGAGUGUCCAGCGCCGUAGGUUGUUACGGCUUUUCCCUGGCACUGCUCGCCAUGUGUUUCGUGAGGUGUAACUCAACCUUAGCUAUUAUCACCAUGUGUGUGGCUCUCGGCCUCACUGGGGCAAUGUACAGCGGGGCGUUCCUUCUUGCAAUGGAAAUCGCUCCUAACCUGGCUGGCACUCUUGUGGGGAUCAGUACUACCAUCUCUGGCAUCAUUGGGUUCCUUGCCCCGGUUUUCACCGGUGCCAUCAUCAACGAUAAUCAAACAUUUGGUAGGUGGAGUAUAGUGUUCCUUGUUGCAGCUGGAUUGAACAUGUGCACUGCGACCUUCUAUAUGUUUUUCAUGUCAGUAGAUGUUCAGCCUUGGAAUGACCCGACAACUGACGAUAAAGAAAAGACAUCAACGGCAGACAACGGGAACAGUGGCAACAGAUAUAUAUAAACAGAGUGAAGAUAAGCUCACUAGCUCUCCUUUGAGUAACUUCUCUCACCUCAAGCUGUAACUCACUCAAGGUUGACACACAGCUUACUCCCGCGCUGCCCAAGUUACUCCUUGAUCGCACUCCUGGACAAUUCUCCAAGUUUUAUUAAAUACUCCUGCAGCGUAUUUUCGGACACAAAGAGCCAAUCUCACUCGCCACUUCCUGAAAAACAACAAAAUAUCAGGAUUCGGACACUCUCGACGUUAAGAAUCCAAGCGCCUCCGUACAAGUGUUUGACGCUAAAGGUGGUGAAGCCCUUCGCCACAAUGAGGUCCAAGAGGAAACGAACAAGUGAAAAAAACGAGUCCUAUAAUCAUGACCUCACAUUAGGGAUCGUAACUCAGGGUAAUUGUGAAGGAACAUAGUGAAUACUUGACACCUUUUGUCGCUACGUUUAGUCAGAUUCAUGUACUCUCUGUUCUUUGGUCUUAUGUUCACACCACAGGACGCACUCAAGCACAUUUACUCUUCCUGACAAAACAAAAAAUCCCAGAGACUGAUUAUUCUUGAAAUCUCUGUAAAACCUGACGUUCUAACACUUACAAUACCUAUGUGUGUUGGAUGAUAAUUCUUUUCUUUGUCAGCGUCAAACUUUAUACAACAAAAAACCUUGGUUGCAGUUAAGGGGAAAGAGCUCCUGUCUGCCUUAUUAUUUUUUUAUAUUAAGAAUUCUUCGAAGUAUAUUUCACUACAGAUGAGUAAUUUAAGUAGCUAACGUUUACAUCACGGUCCACUGGAUGCGUUCAUUCUCUCCAUUACUACUUUCAAAACGUAAAAAAAUAUCAAGUCAUUUACAUUUUCAAUUAUUAUAAUUAUCAAACUUGAAAAUUAUUUAAUAUUCACUGUUCAUAAGAAUAUCCAUCACCUUAAUAUCUACAUUCAUAAUCAUUUAAUCACCACGACUGUAGAGGCUCUGUUUUUCUGGCAUGUCACUUGUACAAAUAUUCUAAAACAUUAUAGUAGCUUCCGUGACGCCCGCUGGACCACCACUCCACGACCCCCUGACGGAGACACAAUGAUCCUCCCCAUACUGGCCAGAUAUUUUGUAAAUAA
Messenger RNA from Homarus americanus (American lobster), 2782 nucleotides. Its product is annotated as putative inorganic phosphate cotransporter. The transcript has 11 exons. Gene Ontology annotation, molecular function: transmembrane transporter activity. The record is from RefSeq and is a predicted model, not a curated record. Lineage: Eukaryota; Metazoa; Arthropoda; Malacostraca; Decapoda; Nephropidae. Gene Ontology annotation, biological process: transmembrane transport; monoatomic anion transport. The coding region runs from base 28 to 1689 and encodes 553 amino acids.